This is a messenger RNA of Hemibagrus wyckioides, 4169 nucleotides long. RefSeq names its product valosin containing protein (p97)/p47 complex interacting protein 1 (gene vcpip1). The record is from RefSeq and is a predicted model, not a curated record. Gene Ontology annotation, biological process: protein ubiquitination; endoplasmic reticulum membrane fusion; protein K48-linked deubiquitination. NCBI's taxonomy places the organism in Eukaryota, Metazoa, Chordata, Actinopteri, Siluriformes, Bagridae. Bases 120 to 3458 code for a protein of 1112 amino acids. The transcript has 3 exons. Gene Ontology annotation, molecular function: cysteine-type deubiquitinase activity.
AAACAACCGCUUCCGUGUUGAUCUCAGCGGAUAAAUAACAACUGAAGGAUUACACGAACCGGGGAGAAUAUUAUAAUGGUUUUAUAAACUGCUGCAGUAGAAAAGAAUCACUCAUCAAAAUGUCCUCGGCACAAAGUACAAAGAAAAGGGACAAGCGAAUCUUAUCAGGUAUUUGUCCAGAUUUCAAAUGUCAGGCGAGACUGUUCUUCCCAGCUUAUAGCUCAGUUAGCAUUGAAUGCACGGAGUGUGGCCAGCGUCACGAACAGAAGGACCUUUUAAAUGUGGAAGAAGUCACUGACCCAGAUGUCGUGCUUCAUAAUUUACUGAGAAACGCCUUGCUGGACGUUACGGGAGUCCCGAAGAAAAGCACAGAGAUGGUCAAAGUGAUGGGUCUGUCCAAUUAUCACUGCAAGCUUCUGUCACCGAUCCUUACCCGUUACGGGAUGGACAAACAGACGGGAAAAGCGAAACUACUGCGGGAGAUAAAUCAAGGUGAGCUCUUUGACUGCUCGCUGCUAGGGGGGAGAGCUUUUCUUAUAGAACAGGAGCACAUAUCUACAGUUGGCUAUGGUAAGGACAGAUCUGGCAGUCUCAUAUAUCUUCAUGAUACACUGGAGGAGAUCAAGAAAGCCAACAACAACAAAGAAUGUCUCAUUCCUGUACAUGUGGACGGAGAUGGCCAUUGCCUGGUUCAUGCAGUGUCCAGGGCUUUAGUGGGUCGUGAGCUUUUUUGGCAUGCCCUAAGGGAGAACCUCAAGCUCAGUUUCAAACAAAAUCUGGAUCGGUAUAAGGCUCUUUUUCAAGACUUUAUUGACACUGCAGAAUGGGAGGACAUCAUCAAUGAAUGUGACCCAUUGUUCGUACCUCCAGAGGGUGUCCCUCUUGGAUUGAGGAACAUACACAUAUUUGGCCUAGCCAAUGUCCUGCAUCGUCCCAUAAUCCUGCUGGACUCCCUGAGUGGCAUGAGGAGUUCGGGUGACUACUCAGCCACGUUUCUGCCAGGCCUGGUGCCUGAGGAGCAUUGCAGAGGAAAGGAUGGCUCUCUCAACAAGCCUAUCUGCAUUGCCUGGAGCAGCUCGGCCAGGAACCAUUACCUCCCUCUAGUGGGUAUUAAAGGAAUGCUGCUUCCAAAGCUGCCCGCAGCACUGAUUCCAAAGGCUUGGGGUGUUCCACAGGAGCUGAUCUAUAGGUAUAUCAGUCUGGAAGCCUGUGGGGGCUGUGUUAUCGGGGGAGAUCGAAGCCUGCAGGAGAAAUACCUCCUCCGCUUAGUUAGUGCCAUGGAGGAUGUGUUUAUUGGAAAACAUGCCAUCCAUCCUGCGCUGGUGGCUGAUGUUCAUCAGUAUGUUUACCGUCGAACAGGGGUGAUUGGCAUCCAACCAGAAGAGGUGACAGAGGCAGCCAAAAAAUUGGUGCAGGAGAAUCGUCUUCACCGCUGUCUGAUUUGCAGUGCUCUGUCUGAACUCCAUGUUCCCCCUGAGUGGUUAGUGCCUGGUGGAAAACUCUACAACCUUGCUAAGUCUACACAUGGCACUCUCCGUGGAGACAAGAACUACACCUUCCCGUUGAAUAACUUGGUAUGUUCCUACUGCCCUGAGAGGGAUGCGCUGGUUCCUGACUACAAACUCAGUUCACUAUCUACCUGCUCCUGGUGCCACAGAAACUCUGUGCGGCAUGUCCGUGGUGAUGGUUCUAUAGUGUACCUAGAUGGGGACCGUACCAACACACGCUCACAGGGUGGUAAGUGUGGUUGUGGCUUUAAACAUUACUGGGAAGGAAAGGAGUAUGACAACUUGCCAGAGGCAUUCCCCAUUACCCUUGAGUGGGGUGGGCGUGUAGUCCGUGAGACUGUCUAUUGGUUCCAGUAUGAAUUAGACCCAGCGCUGAAUAGCAAUGUCUACGAUGUAGCAAUGCGCCUUGUCACAAAGCACUUCCCAGGAGAGUUUGGCAGUGAGAUUCUAGUGCAGAAGGUGGUGAACACUGUUUUGCACCAUACAGCAAAAAAGAACCCGGAGGAGUACCAUCCAGUGGCUAUAGAGGGUGCUCACAUGCAGGGCCAAGGGCAAGGGGGUGGACAGGUGGUGGAGUUGGAUGCGAACCCUCCCCAAAAGAUUAUAUUGACAGGCCAGAAGGGCCGCACUUUACAUAAAGAGGAACUGGUGAUGAGCCAAGCAGAGAGGAGUCUGCAACAUAAGAUUAGUGAGCAGGCAGCUCUGUCCCAACGCAGACGCACACAACGUCAGCAGAUGCAAGACCAGAGUGCAGAGCCUCGUUCUGCCUCCCCUGCCCCCUUCUCCUCAGCUCCACCCACACCCACUAAAGGCUUGACCCCUAGUGGGCAGAAGAAGAUCCGGGUGACAACCAGUGAUGGGCGGCAGGCAACGCUGCAGCUGCAAGCCAAUAAUACCUAUGCAGAGCUGCAGGAAGCCAUCACCCAAGCCUUCAACCUACAGCCCCACCAACAGUGUAUCCGACACGGCUUUCCUCCCCGGGAACUUCCCCCACCACCCCCCGAGCAUCAGGACCUGCCUGUGGCCCUGCAACACGGAGAUCGCAUCACUGUGGAAGUGCUCAAGGAGAGUGUCCCAGACACACAAAUACAUACUCAUACCCCAAUGGAACCUUGGCUCAGCAGAACCAGCAGCCGAGAGAUACAAGACAGUGUUGAUCUGGAGAUGUCAUCACUCUGUCUCCUUGCAACACUUAUGGGUGAGGAUGUUUGGUCAUAUGCUAAGAAGUUACCUCAUUUGUUUCAGCAAGGAGGAGUCUUCUAUAACAUUGUAAAGAAAGAUAUGGGUCUGUUGGAUGGGAAGCACUGCACUCUGCCACACCUGACUGGUAAGACAUUUGUGUUUAACGCAGCAGAGGAGCGUUUGGAACUGUGUGUGGAUGCUGCUGGCCACUUCCCAGUGGGCCCUAAUGUGGAAGAAAUUAUUCAAGAAGCACUGUCCCAACUGUGUUCUGAGCCUCCUUCUCGUAACCGUGAGGGAAGCCCUGCUCAUGGCCUUAAAUUGGGCAGUGGAGGGGUGGUGCGCAAAAAGGAGCAGACUGUUACUGCUUUCCAGGGCAAAGGUCAUUCCCUGGGCUCCACCUCACAUGAGCACAAGCCAAUCAGGCGAGAACACAGCAAUGGAGUGGACCUGAGUGCCAGUGUACAGGAGGAGGGGCUAGCACGGUCAAGGGAAGAGCUGGUGCGUGUGGCUCCGGGCAUGCUCACCCUGCGUGAAGGGUGUCGAGAAUUAGAAUUAGAGCCCACAGCGAUUGAGGCUCAACGGCGCCGUCUACAGGAGAUGGUGUCAAAUAUACAGGCCUCUAUGGACAAACACUUACGGCAACAGACAACAGCUAGCACCACUACUAAGCAGAAUGAAAAGGAGGAAGAUCUAGAUGAGCAAGAUGAAACAAAGAGCCAAGGGGCAGAGUCUCCAAGCAUCUCUGAGCCCAUGGACCAGUCCUUAUGAUGUCCUUUUUCACAUACAAAUUGUGCACAUUUACUUACCCAGUGAUCCUAUUAACCAAUUACUGUAUGUGUGAGGUUCCCAAAUGCAUUCCUGAGUAAUUGUCAUAAGGAGGCUGGAGUUGAGCAAAGGUGCUGGUAAAAAAAAUGUGCUUUCUCCAUAUAUUGCAACACGCACACACACUUAACAUGCUUUACAUAGACACUUAGUCAGGAGCACACAGUAAGGCUGAAGAGGUUGUGUGUACUGACAGUAUGUAGAACCAAGUGCAUCUGAUGUUCAAUACACAAAGCCUUCUGUAGCAGUUUAUACUCUUAAAUCGGCUACAAAAUGCAUUUACCCAGCCUCAGAUAUAGAUAGUUGGGUGAUUUGUUAGUUUGCUGUGAACAUAAAGGGACUCCUACUUGUCUUAAUGUAGUUCAGAUGCAUCAUUCAAAGAUAAUGCCGUGCUGAUCAUAUUUUACAACUGGCUUAUGUUUGUGUUUGCACAGUGAUACUGUUGGUAGGGUAUGGUCUAUACCUCUAUGGACUGUGGUAUUUUCUUCAGAUUAAGCCAUGUGUGGAAUAAAUAAACGGUGUCAAUAGGAACUCUCCACUGGAUACCGCCACUUACCUAUUUUUGUGACCAGGUUAGAACUGCCUUUUCUUGGUAUUCAAAAGUCAUAGUGAUAGAAAACUGUUGACAAAUAUAAAUUGAAGGAAUUUCUGUUUAAU